AUGCCUAAAAACAAGGCCAUAAUUAUGGCAUUUAAACUUAUAGCAAGUUUAUCUGCAGCAACAUUUUGCGCGACCAAAUUUAUCAACACAGCUGAUGACGAUCCUUUUUGGCGUACCAAAGCCCACGUCCCACUCAAAAGUUUGCCUGAAAGCUCCGGCUAUUUGGUAUUUUCCGGCAACUCUAAUCGUCCAUUAGCAAGAGAAAUUGCAAGCUCCCUCGGCACCCACCUAGGUAACGUAAAAGUGGGUAGAUUCGCUGACGGCGAAAUAAAUCUUCAAGUAUUUGACCACAUCAGAGGCCGAGACGUCUUUUUAAUCCAAUCCACCUGUCCGCCUGUAAAUGAGCAUUUAAUGGAAUUGCUAUUAAUGAUAUCUACAGCUAGAAGAGCUUCAGCCAAAAAAAUUACUGCAGUUAUCCCUUAUUAUGGCUAUGCUAGACAAGAUAGAAAAAUGAUGAGCCGUGUCCCUAUUUCGGCUGCUGAUGUAGCUAAGUUAUUAUAGUAGUUUAGGUAUUUUUUAUAGUAAUGGGGCUUAUAAGGCUUAAUUUUAAAGUCUUUGCAAUUUCUUGUCAGAGGUACUAUUAAUAAUAUAGAAAAUAUACUAUAGAAACGGUAGGAGUUGAUAGGGUUAUUGCAUGCGACCUUCAUUGCGGACAAAUUCAAGGGUUUUUUGGGCCAAGAGUGCCUGUCGACAACUUAGAAUCAAGCAUUGUGGCGCUUGACCAUUUUAAGCAGCUUAACUUAAUCAACCCUGUGAUUGUAUCCCCAGAUGCAGGCGGAGUUUAUAGAGCUAAAAAGUUCCAGAGCUUUAUGAUGUCAGAAAACUGUGAUCCUGGACUUGCAAUGAUUAUUAAACAAAGAGCAGGGCCGAAUAAGAUAGAAAGAAUGGAUUUGGUAGGAAGUGUAGAUGGCUGUGACGCAAUUAUUAUUGACGAUAUGAUAGAUACUGCAGGAACAUUAUGCCAAGCUGCAGAGGUAUUAAAGAUUAAUGGCGCCAGAAGAGUUUUUGCGUUUGCUACACAUGGACUACUGUCUAAAGAUGCUAUGCAGAAAAUUGAGAAAAGUCCUUUAGAUGAAGUUGUGAUUACUAACACAAUUCCACUGCCUGGGAAUAAGGAUACUGAAAUAGCUGAUUUAGUACCGAAAUCUAAUUUCAAGUCAGAAAAAGUGAAACAGGUGUCUGUCGCCACGCUCCUUGCAGAAGCUAUUAGAAGAGCUUAUCAGAAGGAAAGCUUUUCUCAGCUGUUUUAUCCAAAAAAUUUUAAAGGAGAAUAG
This is a messenger RNA of Blepharisma stoltei, 1274 nucleotides long. Lineage: Eukaryota; Ciliophora; Heterotrichea; Heterotrichida; Blepharismidae. The record is from the annotation of a GenBank genome assembly.